This is a messenger RNA of Dermacentor silvarum, 2937 nucleotides long. RefSeq lists its product as uncharacterized. The transcript is spliced from 3 exons. Bases 274 to 1650 code for a protein of 458 amino acids. The record is from RefSeq and is a predicted model, not a curated record. NCBI's taxonomy places the organism in Eukaryota, Metazoa, Arthropoda, Arachnida, Ixodida, Ixodidae.
UCGAGCCUCAUCACCGACGCUUGAGCGAAAUUUCCGUUCGACUUCUGCUCUCGACACAGCGUGCACUAAAGAUAACGUGGCUGAGUAGAAGAGAUACGUCCAAACGAGCCGGUUGUUGGAGUGCCGUCGUUCGUCGCUAUCGGCGCCGCCACUCCUGCGGUGGUAUCAUCAAAGGACGCUAUCUGUUGUCACGUGAUGUCUAACAAACCCCCACCGGAGCUACUACUACAGUGAAGUCUCGGCGCGCGUAAGCAUUGCCUCUCCAUCGCUGCGAUGCCUGACCACGGGCGGCGAGCUCUGCACCGUGUGUGCGACUCGGUCAGCGGCGUUAACUGGCGUCCGACGCGGUUCGUCGACGAGCUGGUGCUGGCUCGUUACGCCUGCUGUGUGUGCCACGUGAUUCCAACCACGACUGUCGUGUUGCCUUGUUGUCACGCCCUGUGCGAAGAGUGCCAGGCAGGCUGUGUCGUCGAAGGUGGCGGAAGCGUAUGUCCGCUGGACGGAGAGCCGUUCAGCGAAGACGAGUGCGAGACGUGUCACCUACCAGCAAAGAAAAAGCGUGACCUGAAGGCUCACUGCUGGAACGAAGCCCAUGGCUGCGAUUUUGUUGGCCCACUGGAGGCGCUUCUGCGACACUUCGAGGCAGAGUGCACCUUCCACUCGUUUCCAUGUCAACGAUGCGGUGAGGACGUCCCGAACACCAAGCUUGCGGCCCACUACAUCAGUGGUUGCAGAAGGGCAUCGUCGUCAGCGGCAGAGGCCAAGUCAUCGGGACAAGGUGGCGCCGUCGUCACCGCCGGUGACGUCACUGCAGCCGGGAGGGAAGUCGGAAAGCCAGUGAGAUACACUUGUGAGGACGAGGUGACGGUGCUUCAGAGUCAGGUGAACGAACUCGCGGAAGCGGCCAGAAUGCAAAACGCCACGCUCGCAGCUAGCCUCGAGGCACUGAAUGCCAACGUGGCACUCGCCGCCGACAAAUUCUCGGACGUGAUCGGCGAGCACUCGCAGAUGCAACAGCGCCUGCUCGCUUGGAAAGCAGGAGAAAGUUGUCCGGCACGAGAAGGUGGGGCGACUGACACAGCAAGUUCUUCUGACGGAAGUACGCGAAGUCGGCAGAGGACGGACACCCUUCGAAAUUUGGAAUAUUUGGCCGCUGAGUCACUCAGGUGUCUUCAAAGGUUGCUGCGAAUCACAAAGAAAGAACACGACAUCUCGUUGGUCCUGCUUCCGCCAAAAAUAGAUGACCCGACGGAAGGGUGUGUUGACUCGUGCUCCUCAAACCGCGUAAAAGUGAACGAAGUAGUUUAUCAUGCGCUUAUAUCAUGCAUUUUACAGUAUCCAAGCUGUUGCACAACCGCGCCAUGGUGUCAUCGGCGAGAUGUGUGGUUUAGUGUGGCUUUCAACGUAAUGGAAACCACCUUCAAGGAUGGAUACCGAAACGUGAUCAAAAUCACUUGGAUUGGCAAGCAACAGAAUAACAGCAAAUUUCCUGAAGUCGUUAGAGUAUCACAAUUAUGCAGAGAGGGUUCCGUCGAUUUAAGAAAGACUGAGAGCUGCAAUGAAAAAUGGGAGCAGCUAUAUUUAUUGGAAAAUUGGUACACCGGAAGCAUGAGUGGGUACUACAUAUUUGAAAUCGCCAUACGCGACUGACGGAUGGCGCCCGACUUAGUCCGCCACGAAUCGACUUUCCUUUGGCGGGCUUGCAAGUGCCACAGCAUGGCUGCACCUUUCAUCAGAAUGAAAGCGUUUGACUGUCGUGUUUUCACUGAGAAAGCGUUUACCAUGUGUUCGAAAAAUCGUGAUUUCAAUUCAGUAAAUCUGGCGAGAACUUUGGCCGCAUGUUCGAAUCCUUGAGACAAAAUAAAUGUUCUUUUUGUGCGCUGAAUUUUGUUCGCUGCGAGUUGAGUAAUUAACCAUAAUCAACCUAGUCAGUGGUCCAAGGCGUCAGGAGCGAAGUAAAGCUUAACACAGUAGUUUUUUUUUUCUAUCUGAAAAGAACACCUGUAACACAAAAACCUGUCUAACACGUUCUAUUGUAGCUGAAAAACAGAACAUUGCAAGGGUCUGCCAGAGUAAAUUCUGCCGACCGAGCAAUUCUGCCGAUUUUACGACGGUUAGUAUACGUUUGCAGGCAAACAAAAACUGUGGACGAGGACAACGUUGAUGGCAUCGCGUGAAGGAGGUGGUGAUGGCUGUGAGAACCUGAUGCUGUCGCAGCAAACGGGCUCAUCGAAAGAAUUGGGUAGUUUCUUUUUGUUUUUUGUUUUUGUCAUAGGCCUAGCUGAGGGAGCUAAAGCUUGCCGCCGUGGUCACAAUGUAGCAUGUGCAAGCUCUGUUUUUCACUGCUAGAGCCGCAAGAAUUCAACGUCAUGCACGCUCGGCCGACACCUGUACGCUCCAACUCGAUUCUUCUGCACGUAUACGUAGCGAGUACUCCACAUUCCGCUCUCGUCGUUCUAGUCCUGUUACAGACAGUGGGAGACGUAUCGCUUUCACAAGACCUACAGGCCUUAUGACUUUGCGGAUGGUUUUACUCGAUGUGUGCGUUGCCGUGACUGGUGUAUACCGGUCUAACAUUUUCACUAACAAUUUUCACCACACAGUUGGGGUGACGUACCAGGUCACCGACAAAGCUGUCAACUCCAGCUUCUCAUUAAAGUCAACAUGCGUCUCUCUCUUUUUGUCCUGAAGUUAGUUUCCUCAAAAUAACUAAACAAUUUUCGUUCACAACUAACUAAAUUCAAUAGUAACUUGCGGACUGUAUAUUAGUCGUGACACUUUCUGCCAUUGCGUAAUGCUACGUGAGCAACUCGCAUUUCCAUACGUUACCAAUCUCCAUUUGUAACCUUAUUAUUAUGCACAAUAAAGAAGUCUCAACUCAACUCAUUUACGUUCCCAUAAAUAUCGCUGUGUGUGAUGAGUCCACGCCUGUUAUUG